Messenger RNA from Limanda limanda (common dab), 2889 nucleotides. RefSeq names its product inositol polyphosphate-4-phosphatase type I Aa (gene inpp4aa). Bases 1 to 2889 code for a protein of 962 amino acids. The transcript has 23 exons. The record is from RefSeq and is a predicted model, not a curated record. Gene Ontology annotation, cellular component: cytoplasm. Gene Ontology annotation, molecular function: phosphatidylinositol-3,4-bisphosphate 4-phosphatase activity. NCBI's taxonomy places the organism in Eukaryota, Metazoa, Chordata, Actinopteri, Pleuronectiformes, Pleuronectidae.
AUGUCCGGAAGGGAGCGCAGCCCACGCCAUCGGCCAUGGUCAGUUUACCGGGCCAACACGUUUGAUCUCUCUGCUGAGAUGAUGGGACUGGCGCUCUCAGGCAAAAGCCAGGAUCCAGACGAGCCUGUGCUGGAGUUCAGUGUGGCCUGCAGUGAACUGGUUACUCCAUCUCUGGAUCGUAAGCCAACCAGCUUUGUCGCCAUCAGCUGCACCACGCCGCCCCAGGCCUUCUGGACCAAGCACGCUCAAACUGAAAUCAUUGAGGGGACCAGUAACCCCAUCUUCCUGAGCAGUGUUGCAUUCUUUCAGGACUCUCUGAUCAAUCAGCAGACUCAGGUCAAGCUCUCCGUCUAUGAUGUGAAGGAUCGCACACAGGGCACGAUGUACAUGCUCGGUUCGUCCAUGUUUUCCGUGAAGGAGCUGCUGCAAGACAAACACCACAGACUGCACCUGACUCUCAAGUCAGCGGAGAGCGAGCGCGUGGGCAACAUCACCGUCAUCGCCUGGCAGAUAGAGGAGAAGCGCGAGCAGAGGACUCCUGUCGCGAGGUUACAGAGAGGAGACACUGUCAAUGGAAGAAUGGUUCUCCCUGUUGAUGAGAGCCUGACUGAAUCCAUGGGUAUAAAAUCCAAGUCUUCGUCCCUGUGUAAAGAUCCACUGCUGAAGGCUGUGUUCGGAGGCGUCAUGUCUCGGACCUACCGUUUCCCCACCACGGAUGGAAACCACCUGCGGAUCCUGGAGCAGAUGGCAGAGAGCGCCCUCUCCCUGCACAUCCCUCGACAGUUUGUCAAACUGCUGCUGGAGGAAGAUGCCGUCAGGGUGUGUGAGCUGGAGGAACUGGGCGAGCUGUCUCCAUGUUGGGAAAACCUCAGGAGGCAGAUCAUCACUCAGUACCAGACCAUCAUCCUCACCUACCAGGAGACCAUAAGUGACCUGCACGAGUAUAAAGGUCCGUCCUUCAAGGCAAGUACCUUGAAAGCUGAGAGGAAGCUGGAGUUCAUACCCACUAACCUUCAUAUCCAGAGGAUGAGAGUACAGGGAGAGUCCGGUUACGACCACACAUAUGAUGUCGUCACCAUCGGAGCUCCUGCAGCACAUCACCAAGGCUUUAAAGGCUGCGGCCUCCGAAAACUGCUGCACAAGCUGGAGGACGCCAGAAAACACACAUAUGAGGAGGAAAGCUCUGCUGGCUCUACAGCAAAGACAUACCAGCCUCAGGAUGUGGUGAAAGCGAAGGAGCUGAUUGGUCAAAUCAACACUCUGAAGACGCAAGUGUGUUACUACACCGAACGCCUGUCGCGAGCUGCCAAGGAACGCUCGGCCAACGCUCUGGAGAGAACCCUGGCCAUCCUGACAGAGAAGACUCGUCAGUUAGUGACCGCGUGCGACUCCAAGCUCCUGUCGUCAGCCAUCCUCGCCCUGGCAGCCGCCCGCCCAGAGUUCAUCCAGCAACGCACCCCUUCGCCGUCCUCUUCCUCCCUCUCGCCCUCCUCUCAUUCUCCAUCCCGCUCCCCCUCUCGUAACCCCACCUCCCCGUCACGGGUUGCCAUCUCUCCCUCUCGCCACAUGGCUCUUCCAGAGGGCAGCGAAGGGAGCAAAAACAAGCGGUCCUCCGUGCACGCAGAUGUACACAAGGAGGAGUGGGAGAAGGACUGGUUAAAUGUUAAUAAGAGUCUGGACUGUGUGAUCCAGAGGGUGGACAGUCUGCUGCAGCGAGACAAACUCCAGAGUGACAGUAGCUCUGAGGACGUCUUCCUGCUCGCUGACGAGGAGCCUAGUAACACCAAGAAAGAUAAGAGUCCAGAAGUAGAGAAGAAGUCCCCAGGCGAGUGGAGCGACGCCCUCUAUCCUCUCCUCACCACACACACUGACUGCGUCUCUGUGAUGAGCGACAAAGCCAAGAAGGCCAUGGUGUUUCUACUGAUGCAGGACAGCGCCCCGACCAUCGCCAUGAGCCUCACCAUGCAGUACCGCCGAGACGUCGUCUUCUGCCAGACGCUGACGGCUAUGAUCUGUGGCUUCAUUCUCAAGCUGAGGAACUGUCUGUGUGACUCAGGCUUCCUCAGGCAGCUGCACACGAUCGGCUUACUGGUGCAGUAUGAGGGUUUGCUCAGCACCUAUGGCGAGGAGCUGGCCAUGCUGGAGGACAUGAGUGUCGGAGUGAUGGACCUGAGAAACGUCACCUUCAAAGUGACACAAGCUACUUCGGGUUUUGCCCCCGACAUGAUGCCAGUGAUCACAGGGAACAGGAACGGCUUCAACGUCAGGGUUCCGAUGCCCGGAGCGAUGUUUGACUCCCUGCCGAGAGAGAUCCAGAACGGAAUGCUGCUGCGCGUGCAGCCCAUCCUCUUCAACGUGGGGAUCAACGAACAGCAGACGCUGGCUGAGAAGUUUGGAGAUACGUCACUGCAAGAGCAGAUCAACACGGAGAGCAUGACUCGCCUCAGCUCAUACUACGACCAGUUUAAAGAAGUCCUGCCUGAAGAGAGCCUCCCCCGCUCCCACAGCACCAGCAGCCUUCCUGAGCUGCUCAAGCUGCUGGGCCAGAACGUGAGCGCCAAGAAAAGCAAGAACGUGGAGAUUCUGUGGCAUGCGGCCGAGGCAUGUCGCCGCCUGAACGGAGUGCGUUUCACCAGCUGUAAGAGCGCCAAGGACCGCACGGCUAUGUCUCUGACCCUGGAGCAGUGUCAGAUCCUGCAGCAGGAGCACGCCCUGGCUCCGCAGGUCUUCUACCAGGCUCUGGACUGUAUGCGCAGUGAGGGCUGCAGGAGAGAGAACACCAUGAAGAACGUGGGAUGUCGUAAAUACGCCUUUAACUCUCUCCAGCUCAAGGCUUUCCCCAAACAAUACCGCCCCCCAGAGGGGACGUACGGGAAGGUUGAGACCUAA